This is a messenger RNA of Bubalus bubalis (water buffalo), 4515 nucleotides long. RefSeq names its product fibronectin type III domain containing 7 (gene FNDC7). Gene Ontology annotation, molecular function: protein binding. The record is from RefSeq and is a predicted model, not a curated record. The coding region runs from base 1143 to 3578 and encodes 811 amino acids. NCBI's taxonomy places the organism in Eukaryota, Metazoa, Chordata, Mammalia, Artiodactyla, Bovidae. The transcript has 13 exons.
UUUUUACCAUAUGAACCACAAUGGAAGCCCCUGGACUGCCAGGGAAUUCCCUCAGCAUCAUUUGUUGAAAAGACUCUUCCCCAUUAGAUUGCCUUUAUACCUUUUUGAAAAUCAAUUGUCACAUAUAUAUUGGUCUAUUUUUGAACUCUGUUCUGCUCUAUUGAUCUACUUAUCUAUGUUGAUACCAAUCCUUAUAAUUAGGCUUGUCUUAAUUACUAUAGAUGUAUAAUAAGUCUUGAAGUCAGAGAGGGUAAAAUCAGUUCCUUUUACCCCAGUUGGAAGUGGAGUCAGACUGAUGAGUUUUAAUCCAAGCUCUAUCAUUUAAUACUAGUAUGAUUUCAUACAAGUCAGUUAACAAUGUUUAUUACUCAUUUACAUCCUUGUCUAUUGUUAGAAUGAAUAUUAUAGUGCUUGGAUUAAAUGCCAAUUAUUAUUAAGGGUCUGAACUAGAAAGAUGGCCCUGGAUCUAACAGGUACUAGAAUGUCAGGGCAGUGCUGCGAUGAAUGAAUUUAAUGUGCUCAUCAAGGACCUCCCACUGUCUUUCUCAGUGUAGGGACAUGCUCCUGUCCUUUCUUUUCCUUUCUGUCUCUCUCUUUCUUUUUUUAAACAUACAAUUGAUGUAUAACACUGUCAAGUUUGAGAUGUAAGUUUGAAGUGUACAAGUGUUAGUUUGAUACAUUUACAUAUUGUAUGAUUAUUGCGGUAGCAUUAUCUAACACCUCUAUCACAUCACAUAAGUAUUUCUUUUUUGUGUUGGGAACAGUUAAAAUUUGGUCUCUUAGCAACUUUGAGGUUUAUAAAUAUUAUAUCAUUAACUAUUAAUAUAAUCACUAUGUUGCAUGUUAAAUCCCCCAAAUAUAUUUUUCUACUAGUUUUUAGUUUGUACCCAUAAACAACAUCUCCCCAAUUCCCCCAGGACCAGCCCACAGCAGAACUGAUCACUUUGCAUUGAAACAACAGAAAGAAUAACAAAUAAAGGUGACAAAGAAGAAAUUAAAACUGGUCAGAAUCCCCAAGUUUAAAAUAGUCAUUCCACUAUGUCAAUAAUUUCUAUACAGCUUUGUUAAAUUUUUAUUUAGAAAAAAAUUUGAAUAGAAAAGGAGAGCAUUCUACACCCAGUUACAGUAGCGGCCCGCUUGGCAUGGCUUAUUUCCACUCUCUUCUUUUUUUCAGCUUUUGCAAUACCUGUACCUGCCAGUCUCCAGGUGCCCCUAGUUACAGGUCAGCUCCACACAGAAGGGGAGGAGCUACUUCCCAGGGUCUGUUUCCAGCAUUGCAGCCCCACAUCCCAGCAACCAAAAGUGCUGCCCACCUGGAGACAAAGGAGGACCUUGCCCACUUCGUUGUGUGCCAUGUGAGUGCUCAGUCCAACAGGAUGGCUGGUGCACCGCUGAAAUUUUUAUCUGUGGUUGGCUUCAGUCUUAUCUGCCUUAAAAUGGUUGCUUCAACAAAAACAGCUCCCGAAAUACCCACUAUUGAUCAGGCUUAUUCAAAAAUCAGCAACAGUAUCACUGUGGAAUGGGCUACAGUGCCAGGGGCCACCAGUUACCUCCUCACGGCCAAAGACGGGAACACUGUCAUUGAGACCAUGGUGGCCAAUUCCCCGGGCACUGUGACUGGCCUGAAAGCUGCAACCUUGUACCAGAUCACCGUCAGAUCCAUCAGUCCUGCGGGGAGAAGCCAAGCAUCACCUCCAAAACAGGCAAAGACAGUACUGGCGGCACCUAUUCUACAAGUAAGCUCUCCAAGUUCAGACUCUAUUCUUGUGCACUGGGAAGCUGUAUAUAUGGCCAUUGGAUUCUCUGUGUCCAUUAUGCAAGCUAAUGGCUUGGGUAGAAUAUGGAAAGAGAAUACCACCAACACCUCCUUGACAUUCACCAGUUUAGACUCCGGGACUCUCUACACCAUAAAGGCCUAUGCAUGGAAUGCCAAUGGAACCCCUGGGGAUGACUCCACCUGCAAUCAGAGAACAAGUCCAGGUACUCCUGCAAACAUUCAAGUCUCUUUUGAUAGUGGUGCUCUGAAGGCAUCUGUUUCGUGGGCACCGACAGAAGGAGCUUUCAACUAUACCGUGAUGGCUUUGAGUGACUCUUCUAGGCUGAGCUGCAGUACAACUUUCAGUUCCUGCAUCAUCUACUCUCUCCAGUGUGGAACCAAGUACCUGAUUUCAGUUUCAGCAAGUAAUGAUGCCGGAUCUAGCAGAUCGACUUCAGCAGUGACUUUGAAAACCGUUGCUUGUGCACCUGGAAGAGUGGCGAUCCAAGAAGAUCCUCCUGGCCACCUGUCCGUAGCUUGGUCCAAUGUAGAUCUGGGUGAUUACUAUGUGGCCUUCGUGAAGAGUGAUGAUGGCUUGGAAGUACAUUGCAACACUUCCCUCACCCAGUGCAAUUUCUUAUCUGAGUGUGGCUUCACUUAUUUUAUUAGUGUUUUUGCCUAUAAUAAGGCAGGGCAGAGUCCUUUGGGUGAUGUGUUUAACUAUACCACAGCUCCCUGUUGUCCUAGUGACAUUAACCCUGUGCUGGUGUCCAGUGACAGAGUCGAGAUUGUUUGGUCUCCCGUCCGAGGUGCCGAACUUUAUGAAACAAAGGCUGUGGAUGGGUUUAAUGUGGUUGAGUGUAAUGACACGGCUCCAGCUUGCACGCUUUCUGCUCUAGAGUGUGACACCAAGUACAACAUCACGGUGUAUUCCUUCAGCGAAGUCCGGGGCAGCAAUACGUCAUGUACUUCCCAAUUCAUAACCACAGCUCCUUGCAGUCCUGAAAUCAAAAACAUUUCAAAGGAUGACUUUUCCAUGAUUAAUGUGCGCUGGCAAUCCACUAAUGAUGAGGCCACUUACACGGUGACUGCCCAGGGAGAGAAAGGGCUGCACCGGUGCAGCAGCACCGGAGAGUCCUGCAUCCUGCGGGGCUUGCCCUGUGGCUCAGUGUUCUCUGUCACUGCUGUGGCUGAAACACCCGCAGGACGGAGCCUGCCCAGCUACAGUGUACCUCUAGAGACAGCGCCGUGCUGCUCAGCCAGUCUGACGGUAACUCAGGUCACUCAGUCAGUAAUCAACGUGAGCUGGACUGUUGGGACUGGGGCCCUAACCUAUGUGACGGUUCUGCAGUCAUACAAGGGACAGUCAAAGUGUCACACCCAUCAAAACCACUGCCUCCUGGGAUGCAUCACAUGCGGCGUCAAUUACACAGUGGCAGUAAAAGCAGUUAGUGCCACUGGGUUGACUGCGGACUGCGCCUACCAAAGUUACUCCUCUAGUGCCUGCUGCCCUUUAGGGGUGAAAUUAUACAGGCUGGGCCCUAAUGGCAUCCGGAUCCACUGGCAGGCCUCCAGGGGCUCUGCCAAUUACAGCACCGACCUCUAUGGUUCCAAAGGCACUUUCACAUGUGCCCCAAGCGCUGGCCUCAGCUUCUGUGAUAUUACCGAGAUACCCUGCGGGGAUGUGUAUACCGUGAUGGUGUCACCAGUUGCUGAGACAGGACUGAAGCUUACUUUCUGUCCAAAAAAAAUAUAUUCAGUAACCUGCUCUGGAAGUACACUUGGAAUGGUGAUUUACAGAGGGAAGAGAAAUGUGGAAUGACACAGUAAACCACGGAUAAAAACAGAGACUUGACUAAGGUUCCUUAAUUGUUAGUGUGAUUAGAGCUGGAAAAGGUCUAUUAGAAUACAAAAUUCCUCUAGGCUAGGACAAGCUCCUUUGGCCUUUAGAAGAACUGCUCUGACUCUACUUCCUGAGUUCAAGGUCAGGUGUGUCCUCAAUGGCAAGGAGUUCAAGAUCUGCUGCAGAGAAGACUCAGGGGAGAAAUUAAUCCAGAAAGUCUUGUGGAAGGCUGCCAGAAUGAGCCAGCACACGGGGAAAGUCCUGGAGAUGUGAAAGGUCUGCAUAGCAGAAAUUCUUGGAGAUUUCUUACACCCAGACAUAGUACAUACAACACACCCACUUCAUAAGUGAUUUAACGACCCAGCACUUGCCAUGCAGCUCUCUAGCCAUUCAAGAGUUGGAAGCAUCCACUCCCAGAGAAGUCAAAAUCAAGCCACCACACAUUGACUGCACUCAUCCAGAACAAAACUCGACAAGGACUUCGGCUGAGGUUGGAUAGCAGCAGCUGCCAGGGCCACCUGUAGGAAAUAACACCCUCAUCUAAAGUUAGGAGGAAGCCGACCCACUUGCAGGCUUUCCCAAGCGAAAGAAAGCAUCAUGUGUUGACACCUCUGUGUGAGUGUCUGGGAAAGCAGAGUUGCUAGCCUGUUACUGGAAUGACUGUAGUCAUGCUUUUGAAUGAGCAAAGACUUCAGAUGGAGGGAUACUCAGAGCCAGAGCCCCAAACUGUGGCAGACUGACAUAUAUGCAUCUUUGGAGGGAAGGACCAUUGAUCUUGUUGGCUCUAUUCCUCACUCCCACUGUAAUUUUUUUUUUUUUUUUUCCGAGAGAAAAGGCAAUGAUAACUCUGUUGUACCUAAAAAAAAAAUUGUGCUUUGAGUGCCAGAAACCUUAUUAAAAGAUAGUGGAAGCUGGA